Ictalurus punctatus (channel catfish) is the source of this 1462-nucleotide messenger RNA. RefSeq names its product potassium channel tetramerization domain containing 6b (gene kctd6b). Gene Ontology annotation, biological process: protein homooligomerization. Lineage: Eukaryota; Metazoa; Chordata; Actinopteri; Siluriformes; Ictaluridae. The record is from RefSeq and is marked provisional. Gene Ontology annotation, molecular function: protein binding.
UGACUCAUUCGGUUCAUGCAGAAUUGAGUCAAUAGCAUACCAGUGUCACUGUUGUGCUGAGAAUGGUCCACCACACAAAUAAUAUAUGAUCUGAUCAUUGGUGUUACUAAGGACAAGCUUGGUCAUAUGGGCAUGAAGGGUGGGUGACAAACUAUGCAUAGCAACAGAGGGAUAGCAGUCACUAAUUAUAUACCCCAAAGUGCAUUUAUAUGUAGGUGUACUUGAUAAAAGAGCAAAUGAACUAGGUUUUUUUAAUAAAUAUAUGUAUAAAUUGACCAAACAUUCUAGAGAUAACCCCCCUUAUCUAUUAGAUGUAGUUGUCUUCAGUGUUCUGGCCAUUCUUUUAUUUUUUCAGAUGACUCACCCAGUCACCUUAAAUGUUGGAGGCCACCUCUACACCACCUCGAUAUCCACGCUCCAGCGGUACCCUGACUCUAUGCUGGGUGCCAUGUUCCGUGGUGACUUACCAACCACGCGAGAUACUCAAGGACACUACUUCAUUGACAGGGAUGGCACUCUGUUCCGCUAUAUACUGAACUUCCUGCGCACAUCUGAACUGACUCUGCCAGGCGACUUCACAGAGAUGGAUCUCCUGCGUAAAGAAGCUGAUUUUUAUCAGAUCGAGCCCUUAAUCCAAUGCCUCAAUGACCCAAAGCCACUGUACCCUCUAGACACCUUUGAACAGGUGGUAGAGCUUUCCAGUACCCGCAAACUCUCUAAGUACUCAAACCCAGUAGCUGUCAUCAUCACCCAGCUGACCAUAACCACUAAAGUGCACUCGCUGCUGGAGGGAAUCUCCAACAAUUUCACCAAGUGGAAUAAACACAUGAUGGACACAAGAGACUGUCAAGUGUCCUUCACCUUCGGACCUUGUGACUACCAUCAAGAGGUAUCUCUAAGGGUUCAUCUCAUGGACUACAUCACUAAACAGGGCUUCACAAUCCGAAACACUCGUGUCCACCACAUGAGCGAGCGUGCCAAUGAGAACACAGUGGAGCACCACUGGACUUUCUGCAGGCUAGCUUACAAAGUAGAAGACUGACAAAGCUCCAAACUCUUCUAAACUGCUGAUGCCAGUGCUAUAAGUUAAUUAAGCUGCAUAUAUUUCAUUGUUUGUUGUAUGACCAAACUCAGUAAUGAGAGAAAAAGGGAAAAUAGUAAUGUAACACUUAUCAACCAAAUUGUUGUUUUAUACAUUCUGCUAUUUUUUUUUUUUUUUUUUGCAAUAUAAGAUCAUUCCAGGUAGUGUCAAGGUCAGGACAAGUUUAAUCCAUGUACUGUAGCCCACUAUAGGAUCCACAAAUAUGCAGACAGCUUUUAGUCCAUCAUGUAGCAAAAUAAUUAUUCAUAUAUUCACUCUAGAUUAAAAACAAAGAAUUUGCACUGUGUGCAACGUCACAAUGCUGAAUCCAUGCAUGUUAAAACAUGUACUUUAAGUAUUAAAUUGUCACGUCAAAUUGGA